Molecule: messenger RNA, 320 nt
Organism: Diaporthe amygdali
Lineage: Eukaryota; Fungi; Ascomycota; Sordariomycetes; Diaporthales; Diaporthaceae
Exons: 2
Source: RefSeq, a predicted model, not a curated record
AUGCAGAAUGGGUCACAAGAACCAACCGCAAGCAACACAGAUGCUGGAGUUUCGAGCUCUUCUGGCUUUCAAGAAAUGCCACUAAUUUCGGCGAAAAGCACGAACACUGACAGAGAUGAAGCAAUGCUGAGGAAGGAUACAAGCGAAGAGGUAGAAGAAGAUUUAACGGCUGACAUAAAUGAUACGGAAAUGGCGGAUACUGCGACGCCGAGCCCUUCCAAGAUCUUCGUCAUGGUCUGGAGUGACGAACGCUUGAUACCAUACGGUGAUGCCACGCCGAUGGAGAAACCAAAAGUUGAGGCGUUCAUGAAGAUGAUGGC